Molecule: messenger RNA, 3957 nt
Organism: Cannabis sativa
Lineage: Eukaryota; Viridiplantae; Streptophyta; Magnoliopsida; Rosales; Cannabaceae
Product: L-type lectin-domain containing receptor kinase IX.1
Exons: 1
Coding region: 36-1988 (650 amino acids)
Biological process (GO): protein phosphorylation
Cellular component (GO): plasma membrane
Molecular function (GO): protein kinase activity; ATP binding; carbohydrate binding
Source: RefSeq, a predicted model, not a curated record
UUAACACUUAUUAAUUUUCCAUUUGCUCUCCAGCCAUGGUCACCUUCUUCCUUUUCUUAUUCCUAUGCUUCUUUCCUCCUAUUGAUUCACUCCACUUCCAAAAAUCACGCUUUGACGUAACUGAUACAAACAUGGUAUAUCAAGGAGAUGCCUUGCCUACAGUGGGAGCUGUUGAGCUAAUCAAUAAAAAAAAUUAUGCAUGCCGAGUUGGUUGGGCUACAUAUGCCGAGAAAGUGCCGAUGUGGGACUCCAACGACCCCAAAAAGGUAGCUGAUUUCACUACUCACUUCUCUUUCUCAAUCAUAAUAGAAGGCUCAAACUAUGGUCAUGGACUUGUCUUUUUCCUUGCCCCUGCUGGAUUCCAAAUGGUGCCCAAUUCAAGUGGUGGAUUUUUGGGCCUUUUCAAUACAACAACCAGUGAUUCCUCCCUCAAUCAAAUAGUUAUGGUUGAGUUCGAUUCUUUUUCCAACGAGGAAUGGGAUCCUCCUUAUGAGCAUGUUGGAAUCAACAACAAUUCCAUUCACUCUGCUGUUUCAACUCCUUGGAAUGCUAGUUUGCAUAGUGGGCGUAACGCUGAUGUUUGGAUUUCUUAUAACGCUUCUACCAAGAAUUUGAGUGUUAGUUGGAGUUACCAAGCUACCUCAUCUCCAAAAGAGAACACUAGUCUCUCUUACAUAGUCGAUUUGAAGCAAGCUUUGCCUUCAUGGGUAAUGGUUGGUUUCUCUGCUGCUACAGGAAUAUAUGGGGAAAGAACUGUUCUUAAUUCAUGGGAAUUCAGCUCAAGUUUGGAUGUCAAAGAAGUCAAAGAAUCAGAUGCAAAAAGAGUAAGACUAAUAGUUGGAUUGACAGUUGCCAGUGGUGUUUUAAUAGUUUCUUUGAUCUUGUCACUUCUAUUGUUUUGGAGAAUAAAACAAAAGAAGAAGGAGAAACAGAAAGAUAAAGAAAAGGAAGGAAAUUUAAUUUCAAUAAACAAUGAUGACCUUGAAAGAGGAGCAGGGCCAAAAAGGUUUUCAUACAAAGAUCUUGCUUCGGCAACCAAUAACUUCUCAGAUGAAAGAAAAUUAGGUGAGGGAGGGUUUGGUGCUGUUUACAGAGGCUAUUUACCAGACUUAGAUGCCUUUGUUGCAGUUAAGAAAAUUUCAAGAGGGUCAAGGCAAGGAAAAAAAGAAUACCUGACAGAGGUGAAGAUCAUUAGUCAAUUGAGACACAGGAAUUUGGUUCAACUUAUGGGAUGGUGUCAUGAUAGGAAUGAGUUUGUUCUUGUUUAUGAGUUUAUGCCAAAUGGUAGCCUUGAUUCUCACCUCUUUGGCAAGAGAACACCUGUUCCUUGGGCUGUAAGGUACAAGAUUUCUCUUGGUUUAGCUUCUGCUCUUCUCUAUCUUCAUGAGGAAUGGGAGCGUUGUGUGGUUCAUCGAGAUAUCAAAUCAAGUAAUAUUAUGUUAGACUCCAACUUCAAUGUCAAGCUUGGUGAUUUUGGGUUAGCUCGGUUAAUGGAUCAUGAGCUUGGUCCCCAAACAACAGGGUUGGUUGGAACAUUGGGUUACUUGGCACCCGAAUAUAUAAGCACAGGGAGAGCUAGCAAAGAAUCUGAUGUGUAUAGCUUUGGAGUGGUGGCAUUGGAGAUUGCCACGGGAAGGAAAGCAGUGAGUCAUUUGGAGAAAGAUCAUGAUGAAAUGGGAAGUUUGGUUGAAUGGGUUUGGAAUCUUUAUGGGAAAGGAAAGCUUAUAACAGCUAUGGAUGAGAAAAUGGAAAAAGAUUUCAACCAAAAACAAGUGGAGUGUUUGAUGAUAAUUGGUUUAUGGUGCGCUCACCCUGAUCGGAGCAUGAGACCAUCUAUCAGACAAGCUAUUCAAGUUCUCAACUUUGAGGCCACGUGGCCUAAUCUUCCGAUGAAUAUGCCUGUUCCCACUUAUCAUAUUCCGGAUUCCACACCCUCUGUUAGCUCCGGCGACCCUUUCAUAAGUACCAGUAUUGAAGCUGGUCGCUAAGGCUUGAAAUUAUUAAUUAAUUAAGUACUAAUAUAAGUAUAUUGCCUUGUAAGUUUAAUUCUUCUUAAAACGUUAUGGUUGAGUUGAUUAUGUAAUUAAAAAAAAAUUAGUAUAAUAAAAAAAUAUUAAAUCUAAUUCAAUUAUGUCAUCUGUUUUUUUUUUUAAAAAAUAUAUUAAAUUUAGGGAAAAAAAUAGGAAAAUUCCAAAAAGGGAAAAAUAUUACAAAAUUACUAUGGGCCGGCCCAUUCAACAUUUAUACAUCACACAAUGAAAAAAUUACAAAAAUACCACCUCGUCUAUACCUUAAGCCGCACGGAAUGAACGGAGAAGAUGAAGAUACCUCCAUCGAUCAAAUCUGCAACGCAACUAGAAUGAAACCAAAACGAGGGUAAUACAACCAUAAAUUCCUGCGAAAAAUGAUUUGAAAAAAAGAACUGCAAUGAUCUAACCAGAAAAUUACGAAAAAAAACCAAAAAAACUGGGAAGAAACUGAAAUUAAACAUUUGAUUUUGGUUUUAAUCGUUCUAAAUAACUCACUCCAGAAUCGAAAAUCCAGAUUCAAGCAAUGUAGAUUUGUAUUAAACAGAUUUGGAGCUCCCCCUCAAAUCCAAAACAAGGUAUGAUAUGAAAUUUUUUUCAAAAAUAAAUCUACGUCAUAUACAGUUGCAUUCUGGUUGAUUCCUAGUAUACAAUAGGCAAUUCAGAUUCUUAAAAAUAAUAAACAAGAUCUGAUUCUAAUUAAGGAACGACAUGUUACGUAUAAGCCUGUUUUUAUUUUUUUACGUUGCCUUACAGUUGCAAUAUCGUUUUAAAAUAGUUUACAAAUUAUGAAGGAAUUUCACAUGACGGGAACCAAAAAAUAGCAGAUAUACAAGGUACGAUUUAUGUAAAUGGUUGCAAAUUAAUUUUAUAAUAGUUGGAAAUUGAUCUGAUUCAAAUAAAACUGAUAAAAAAGCACAAUGACCACAACUAUGUUAAAUAGAAUUAAUUGUUAUGGUUUUCCAAGUUGAUUUACAGUUGCAUCAUCAUUUUAUAAUAGUUUAAUUCAAUUUUUUUGUAGGAAUUUAUUUUUGAAAUAAGAAAAGGAGAAAACACUUUGAGAAAUGGUUAGUUUCUGAAAUAAAUUUAAACGUUUUUUAAUAGUUUCAUUUUAGUUUUAUUAUAGUUUAUUAACAGCAAUAAAAUAAAUAAAAAUAACUAAACCAGGAAUCAGAAUAGAAAAUACAAGACUUGAACAAAGGGAAGGAAAUAGAAGUAAGUUUCUACUGUAUUUCAUAACAGAAUCAAACCAGUUUCAAUAUCGUUGCCUUGCACUAAUAACAAUUUCAAAAUCACAGGAAAAAAAAGACAUUCCAUUCCUAGUCUUCUGCAAUGGACAAUUUGAUGAUCGAAUGAAUUAUGAAAAUUAUGAAGCUAGUGGACAUUACAUUUCAGUCAAUUGUAACUAUGAAUAAUUACAAUGGAAGCUGAACGAGGUCCUGGAAUGCAACCAAGAAAACAAUGUUUUGCAACUGAAAUAUCAAGUCAAAGAAGGAUAUCAACCAUUGAGGAUAAAUGAUGAUCAAAGCCUGCAUUUCUACAUACAACUAAAACUGAAGGACCCCGACUUCACAACAUACCUAUUGUGUGUGAAUGUCAUCAACAACCCAACAAUAACCAUCAAUCCAUCAUUCUUGAUAUUAUCAAUAACAGAAAAAUUGCUAGUGCAAACACGUUUGGAUCUGUAAUAAUCAGAGGGACUAAAUUUAUAAUCCCAGACCUGCAAGAUAACAAACAUGGCAACAAUAAAUAUAAAUUGUAAAUAAACAAUAUAUAAACUAUAAAAAAAAAAAAACUAAAAACAAACUAACAAACAGACACAACUCUACGAAUAUAAACUACAAAAAUCUAAAAUCGAAUUGUUACCUAAAAAAGAACAGCAAACAACUAUACCUAAUAAUAUUCCCAAAACACAUCAUACAUAAACAGA